AUGAAGAGACAAAACGCCCGGACACUCGCCCUCAUCAUCAGCAUCCUCACCUACCUGGUGGUGGGAGCGGCCGUGUUCGAGACCCUGGAGUCCAAGCAGGAGAAGAGCCACAAGAGGAAGCUGGACGCCAGAAAGUACGAGCUCAUGCGUAAAUACAACUUGACCAAAGCGAACUUCGAGGAGCUGGAGCACGUCGUCCUGCAGCUCAAACCGCACAAAGCAGGGGUCCAGUGGAAAUUUGCAGGCUCCUUUUACUUCGCCAUCACUGUGAUAACGACCAUAGGUUACGGCCACGCGGCGCCCAGCACCGACUCAGGGAAAGUGUUCUGCAUGUUCUACGCCCUCCUGGGGAUCCCGCUCACCCUGGUCAUGUUCCAGAGUCUGGGCGAGCGCAUCAACACGCUCGUCAGAUACCUGCUGCACCAAGCCAAGAAGUGCCUGGGAAUGCGUCAGACCGAGGUCUCCAUGGCGAACAUGGUGACGGUGGGCUUCUUCUCCUGCAUGAGCACGCUCUGUGUGGGGGCCGUGGCGUUCUCGCAGUGCGAGGGAUGGAGCUUCCUCCACGCCUUUUACUACUGCUUCAUCACGCUCACCACCAUCGGGUUUGGGGACUACGUGGCUCUGCAGAGGGACGACGCGCUGCAGAACGACCCUCGCUACGUGGCGUUCUGCUUCGUCUACAUCCUCAUGGGGUUGACGGUGAUUGGAGCUUUUCUGAACUUGGUUGUUCUUCGCUUCCUGACCAUGAACACCGAGGAUGAGCGAAGGGAUGCCAAGCAGAGAGCUUUAAUGUCCGUUAUGAAGCCCCGAGGAGAGGUGGCUCGCUUAUUACCCGUGUCCACGUCGACCACGUCCACGCCUGUAGCAGAAGACACGACCAAGGCCAGAGAUUUAAAAGGUGCUUACACCGAGGUGCUGCAUUUCCAGACUAUCUGCUCCUGCUUGUGGUACAGGAGCAAAGAGAAGCUGCAGGGCUCUACCAUGAUCCCUCAGGAGCUGACGUUCUCAGAUGCGUACCUGCAGCAGAACAGUAACUGUCCUCACUACAUCGAGCCCGGAUCUACAGGCUGCGUUUGCAGUCCACGCCAGUGCUCUAGCAUCAGCUCCAUAACCACGGGCCUACACGCCCUCUCUCCCUUCAGGUUCUUUAAGAGACGCAGCUCCGUUUAGCCUUUUGAUACAGCAGAUUUCACUUCAGCACAAUGUGUCUAUACUGCCAAGUGGACAGCAGAUACUUGGCAGGCCUCGCAGCAAAGACGUGGCUGCAGAGCGGUUGUUUGUGGUGCUAUAAUCCCAGCAAACCAACAGUAGGACACACAAAGGGAAAAGCACAUACAGUACUGUAAACAACACCGUCUUACACAAAUACUUCAGAGAGCAAAGCAAGCAAUCUUUUGACUUGAGGUUGAUUAUUCAGGGCAGGCCUGUGUGCUUAGACAAAUCAUGUAAGACGCAGCAGAGACGGUGCUGCUUGGGCCGGUUCAGGUCGAGACAACAUGCAAAAAAAAAAAAGGAAUAAAAAACAAAAACCUCCUGGACAGAAGUUCUGCAGUAAGUUCUGCUGAUCUGAGAUGUACUUCUUCAGGUUUUAGUUUAUUACUUGGGCAUUUGCGUGAUUCUUAAAGACAUUUCCCAUUAGGAUUUGGAAGUUAUGCAGACAAGUUGCCUUAAAAACUCUGAUUGAAACAAAUCGUGAUUGUCUACUAAAGCUGACACACUAAUAACUCCAUGUGACUCACUCCCUGGGUGGCUGCCUCCGUUAUUGUGAUUUCUCUCUGCCCAAAUUUGCUCCAGCAUCAGUCACAAACAUGGCAAAGUUAUGUAACGUCACAAGUGGACAAGUUCAAAACAUCACGAUGGCAAACCCCAACAUGGUAAAAACGGCAUUAGGUAAGCGGCACAAAUAUCUCAAGUAGACUCUCAGCGGGAACGAAUGAAAAACACUCGACAGGAACAACACUACAAAGCUUUAAAUAAAUAUAACCAGUAGGAUUAAUUAACAGCGUCAGAGCUUUACUAAUCUGCUGUUUAUAGGAAGUUUAAGUAGAGACCCUUCAGCACACUUUGGUCUAAGAGUCAGUCCAGAACCAGAGCUGGUCUUCUUCUUGGGUUAAUCAAUGUGAAGCUUUCAUGAGUCCUUCAGGAGUCAAAGAAGAUGAAAUCAGGGUCCCGUUUCACAGCUAUGGUGCCUAUAAAAAAGAAUUCAUCACCCCUGGAACAGUCAUGGUCAGUAUUAUUAGGCGUUUUUGACUGAAACAAAUCCAGAAUUAAAAAAAAAUAAAUAAGUGACUGCAUUAAUAAUCACCCCCUUAGUCACCUUUGGCUUUGCUAAACUACUUAAGCUCUGUCUGGUGCGAAAAACCUCUUCAAAGUCUGUCCACAAAUUCCCUUUCAAAUUGAGGUCUGAGCUUUGACUCUGCCACUCCAGAACAUUCUCCUCGUGAUCUUUCGACCGUUUCUGUGUAGCUUUAGCUGUCUUAAAUCUUCCCCCAGCUGUAGUUCAGUUCUCUUGCAGACUGAAUAA
Molecule: messenger RNA, 2524 nt
Organism: Cheilinus undulatus (humphead wrasse)
Lineage: Eukaryota; Metazoa; Chordata; Actinopteri; Labriformes; Labridae
Gene: kcnk3b
Product: potassium channel, subfamily K, member 3b
Exons: 2
Coding region: 1-1170 (389 amino acids)
Biological process (GO): stabilization of membrane potential; potassium ion transmembrane transport
Cellular component (GO): membrane
Molecular function (GO): potassium ion leak channel activity; open rectifier potassium channel activity
Source: RefSeq, a predicted model, not a curated record